Panonychus citri (citrus red mite) is the source of this 1389-nucleotide messenger RNA. RefSeq names its product high affinity copper uptake protein 1-like. Gene Ontology annotation, molecular function: copper ion transmembrane transporter activity. The transcript has 2 exons. Lineage: Eukaryota; Metazoa; Arthropoda; Arachnida; Trombidiformes; Tetranychidae. The record is from RefSeq and is a predicted model, not a curated record. The coding region runs from base 129 to 887 and encodes 252 amino acids. Gene Ontology annotation, biological process: copper ion transmembrane transport. Gene Ontology annotation, cellular component: membrane.
UCAACAAUUUGCACAGAAAAUUAAUGAUUAAAUGAUCAUAAUCAGUGAAAGAAAAAUCUGAUUAAAGUUAAUUGUUUCCAUUGGUCCAAGAGAAACUCAAACAAAGAGGAAACUAUUAUCAUCAAUCAAUGACCAACAAAUUGCUCUUAAUGUCAAUCAAUGUUACUGCUGCUUCCAUUGGUUUGGUUUCUAGUAAUUUAAUCAAUUCUAAUGUGACUGGUGAUACUUCCCAUUCAAACCACGUACAAUUAUCUUCCUCUCAUCAUCACCACUCAUCACCAUCUUCUCUGGACAAUAAUCACUUAGCUGAGAUGACCAGUGACCCAAUGAAUUCAAAUGGAAACAAUAACAACAACAAUAACCAUCAUGUUGGUAUGGAUUCAAUGAUGAGAAAUUAUUUCCAUUCAGCUUUUGGUGAUACAAUAUUGAUUAAAGGUUGGAACUUACAAUCAAGUAGUGAUGUGAUUGUCGCUUGUUUAAUUUUCUUCCUAUUGGCUGUUGUUUAUGAAGCAUUGAAAAGCUUUAGGGAAUUACUUUUCCGUCGGGAAGCUCGAACGGGUGUUUUUCGUUUGUCGCUUUAUAAUCCGACCAAUGGAUGUCCCGAUGAUUUGGUUGCGACCUCAGGCUCUCAUCUAACAACAUCUCUCAACAAUCCAGAGGAAAACAAUGAAACAGCCAUAAUCAAAUGCUCCAUGUGGUCCAAGGCUCAUUUAUUUCAAUCGGUUCUCCAUUCAAUCCAAGUGAUCAUCAGUUACACUCUUAUGCUUGGCUUUAUGACUUUCAACUCGUUCAUUUGCCUUUCAAUUGUUCUCGGUGCUGGUCUUGGUUAUUUCCUCUUCUGUUGGCGUAAAUCAACCUUCAUCAACGUAACUGACCACUGCAAUUAAGGAACAAUUAACCUCUACUAUCUGUCACCCGUUUCCCAAAUAGUUCAACGAGAUGGACCUGGUGGACUAAGAUAAUUGUGGAUCUUGAAUGUCUUUAGUUUCUAAUUGUUUUUAUCUACAGUCAAGCAUUUAAAUUGUUUUUCUAUUUCUAUUGAUCAACUUGUUCAACUUGUUCUUACCAAUCUCUCUCAUUUAGCCAUCAAAUUAAUUGUGAUUAUCUGUGAUCAACAUUAGAUGUAAAUAUCAUUUAUUAUUAUCAAUCUUCUCAAUUAUUAUUGAUUCAAUUGGAAUGAUAGACAAAAUUUAACAACCAUCAGCCUUAUCAAUCGUUUAUUAAAGCAUAUCAAUUGUGUAUUUUAAUUAGUGGCCACUAAUUGUUGACAAAAUUUUCAAUUCUUUUUUUCUAUUCUCACCAAAUUGCAAACUAAUCUCAUGUAAUUUAAUUGACAUUUAUCCCCUUAAAUCUGAUAUACAAAAUAUUAAAUUAUUGAUAAGAUCAAAA